Molecule: messenger RNA, 2819 nt
Organism: Armigeres subalbatus
Lineage: Eukaryota; Metazoa; Arthropoda; Insecta; Diptera; Culicidae
Gene: dpr21
Product: T-lymphocyte activation antigen CD86
Exons: 8
Coding region: 1114-2040 (308 amino acids)
Biological process (GO): synapse organization
Cellular component (GO): neuron projection membrane
Source: RefSeq, a predicted model, not a curated record
CUCUGGUAAUGGUCCUGUGAUUUAGUUCCCUUUGCUCAUCCGAAGGCGUUAUUCAGAAAGCCCCGUGUGUGAGUUAUUCUUGGUCCAGCGAAACUGCACUCGUGGGGGGCUAAGCGGUUCGCUGGUUGCAGAUGCGCUCGCGUAUUGUGAGGUGGGGUGCCGAGUGAUGGAAGUGGUAAUUAGCGUUGACUAAUUGGAGUGAUUCAUUAAAACAAUAUUUUCGGUGCUGAGUGGAAGACGAGACAAGUGUAUUUGUCACACCAUCGUCGUUUUAUUGCUGUUGUCCGUUGAUUGGUUGUAAAAGAAGAAAAGGGUAUUGAGAUAGGAAGGAUUCCAUUGAUGGAAAGAAGUUUUCUGGAGGCCGGUUGCGAGUUGGAGUAUGAGAGCUUAGAGUGUGGCGAGAAGUUCUGUAAACGACUUGGGUUCUUUUGAAAGGUUCUUGUUUAGGCCCAUCUCCGCAAACAGAUCAUAAGAAGCAAAAGUUACGCUAUAAAUCAUUGCCGGAAGGACAGGAGCCGAUCUGGAAUACUGGUACUUUGAGAAACGAUAAUAAAACGAACACUGGAAUUGUGCUUCUUGAGGAGAAUCAAUCGAAAUGAUGAAAGUCAUCGUUAAUUUAAUCUGUCAAAGGAAGAAAAUCUGUGGAAAGCAAUAAAGAAAAAAGUAAUCACAGAGCAGUUAUUGCUGUUCAAUUCACUUAAAGUUCAAGCUUCUUGUGUCAUGUGAUAUACUUGGUGAUGUGCAAAGUGUUUUGUUAGGAAGAAUCCGCGGGGGAAUUGGAAAAUUUAGCUUGAAACGAAGUUAGGAAAAAACAUUUAAACUUGUGAACGGCUCAAGAAAGUAGGAAAACCCUACAGAAAAACUACAACAAGUGCACACGAAAGGAUAAAGCCCACCGAAAAAACGAAGGAUUAAGCUUAAAUUGAGCCUCCGCAUUGAAAGAUAAACUCAUUAUCGUCGGCAGCAGCUUGGAAGGAUCGAGGCGAAUCGCAACAGCAACCUCAUUCCCGUACACUUCUACAACGACCCCAUUCGCGUAGUACCCACGCAGAAUGGAACGAUAAUUCAACUGAUUUCAUAACAGAACAUGGAUCCCCGGCACACCUAGGAACUAUGAAGCAUAUAGUGGUUGUGAUGAUUUUCUUAAAUAUUAAUAACGGCAUUUCCUCCCACUCGCAGUCGGUUGACAUCGACGAACCGCACACGUACACACCACCGAAGCACUACUUCCAAACGUCGUCCUUCGACGAGGCGGACCUGGACGGGGAUGAGAUCGGUGUGAAAAACCCCCUGGACCGGGGGCCCUACUUUGACAUCUCUGCGUCCCGGAACGUGACUGCGUUGGUCGGGAACACGGCCUAUCUCAACUGCCGGGUGAGGAAUCUCGGGAAUCGAACGGUUUCGUGGAUACGGCAUCGAGAUCUUCACUUGCUGACGGUAGGCAAAGCCACCUACACCUCCGAUCAGCGGUACCAAAGUGUGCAUAACCCCGCGUUAGACGACUGGUCACUGAAGGUGCUGUAUCCCCAGCCCCGGGAUUCCGGUGUCUACGAAUGCCAGAUAUCCACAACGCCUCCGGUGGGAUACUCCAUGACACUAUCCGUCGUCGAGCCCAUCACAACGAUAGUAGGCGGACCGGAUCUGUACAUCGACACCGGUUCGACGGUGAACCUGACCUGCAUCGUACGACAUCUGCCGGAACCGCCACCGGUCAUCCUGUGGACGCACAAUAGCGAGGAAAUCAACUACGAUUCACCACGUGGCGGCGUCUCCGUGAUAACGGAGAAGGGUGACAUCACGACCUCGUAUCUGCUGAUACAGCGGGCGAAAACCUCUGACUCGGGCAAAUAUACGUGCUCGCCGUCGACGGCCAAUCCGAUCACGGUGAACGUGCACGUGCUCAACGGCGAACAUCCGGCAGCGAUCCAAAAAGGCCAGUCGCUGCAGAGCAAUCGGCUCCUAUCGGGAUGCUGUUGCCUGGUGCUCCUGCUGAUGUCCGUGACGCUGACCGGCCAACAACGGUGGCCGGCUGUCAGAUAAAACUGGCCAUAAAUCAGCGCACCCGGCCGGCUCGGGUUGACUCGGCGACUCGAGCACUACUAGUAGAUGUAUUUAUAGUUGCAACCGGGCUCUGCGGAGGCUCGCACGGGUCUCGGAUAGUGGUGGCCGCUGGCAGUGCUCGGCAGUUGCGUCUGCGUUCCGAAUGACAUCCACGGUGGGGGAAGGCGCAGAUCUGACCGGGCCAGCAGGGGACGGGUUGUACAUAAAGUUCCACCACAACUGACCAACCGCACACUCUUCGUCGACGUCGUCGCAUUCGUCUUCAGGCUGGAAACCGGUGAGGAAUGGUGCAGUAGAAUAAAAAAUAGGAUAGUAAAAGAAUGGAACGGCCAGCGUAGGAAAUAAUUCGGCACAGUGAACAUCGCUCGCAUCACUGAAGUUUUGCUGGAUGGGAUUCUUUCCGGUGGCUGGUUUUGAUGAGUUUAUGGUGUUAUUUUCCGUUUCGAAAGCCAAAGUCCUUGAAAAAUGAAGUGCUGUUAGGAAUAAUUGGCGGUAAUUUGGUGGACUAGCAGAACCAGUAAAAUCCGUUUGAUUGAAGGAGAUUAAUUCGAAACAAUUAUGUUGUACAAAUUUGUGUCAGUAUAAAGCGCAGAGAAGCGUUUCAAAUAUUCAGACCAUGAAAUUGGCAUUCGUAGGUUUGGUUAGGAACAAUUAAUCUAUUUAAAAUAGUGUGCGAUUUCCACCACCAUGCAAUUUCUAUUCCUUUUUGGAACUUUCCUUCAACUGAUAGUGCCAAAAAUACAAACUGUGGUUUUGUU